Zymoseptoria tritici IPO323 is the source of this 1628-nucleotide messenger RNA. RefSeq lists its product as uncharacterized. Gene Ontology annotation, biological process: carbohydrate transport; transmembrane transport. Gene Ontology annotation, cellular component: membrane. The coding region runs from base 27 to 1628 and encodes 533 amino acids. NCBI's taxonomy places the organism in Eukaryota, Fungi, Ascomycota, Dothideomycetes, Mycosphaerellales, Mycosphaerellaceae. The transcript has 13 exons. Gene Ontology annotation, molecular function: carbohydrate:proton symporter activity. The record is from RefSeq and is a predicted model, not a curated record.
ACGAGCGCUCUUGCGGCGAUUCCAGUAUGCAGAAGUUCUAUGGCCUGAAAGGCACACGCCUCAAUGUUGCCAUCGCCGUGGUGGCGGGCAUCGACUUUGCCUUGUUCGGAUACGAUCAAGGUGUCAUGGGAGGACUGUUGACGCUGCCUUCUUUCCUCAAAGUCUUUCCGGAGAUCGACGUGCAGAAUCCACCCGCGGGCCAGACGGCGAGCUAUGUGUCCAAUAUUCAAGGGAUCACGGUCGGCGCUUAUACCUUGGGAUGCUUCUUCGGAGCGGUCGGAACCAUCUGGCUUGGCAACAUGCUUGGUCGCAAGAAGACAAUCAUCGUCGGCAGCGGCAUCAUGAUUGUCGGAGCGGCGAUUCAAGCGGCUUCGAUGAGCCUCACUCAAUUGAUCAUUUCUCGACUCCUCACUGGCUUUGGAAACGGGAUGAACACCAGUACUGUUCCAACAUGGCAAUCAGAAACGUCGAAGAGUCAUCGCAGAGGACAAAUGGUAAUGAUUGAAGGCUCGCUCAUCGUCUUUGGAGUCAUGCUUAGCUAUUGGCUCGACCUUGGCUUCUCGUUCCUGGAACCCUCGGAGAUCUCCUGGAGAUUUCCCAUCGCCUUUCAAAUCAUUCUAGCCAUCGCCAUUGUCUGCCUGAUACCCGGACUUCCAGAAUCGCCUCGCUGGCUGGUCCUCAAAGGCCGCGAAGACGAGGCCCUCGAAGUCCUCUGCGCCCUCAGCGACACCACCGAAGAGGACCCCAAGAUUCAAGUCGAGUUCAAUGCCGUCAAGGACACGGUCUUCGAGAUGGCGCAAGGUCGAUUCCAGGACUGCUUCAAGCUCAACAAGAACAGAAACUUGCAUCGGACCAUCCUGGCCUAUGUCAACCAGAUGUUCCAGCAGAUUUCGGGGAUUAAUAUCAUAACUUACUACGCUGCAAGCAUUUUCGAAAACAACAUCGGUUUAUCGCCAUUCAUGAGCCGCCUCCUCGCAGCCCUCAACGGAACAGAAUACUUUAUCGCCUCCUGGAUCGCCAUCUUCACCAUCGAACGCUUCGGCCGCCGCGGACUGAUGCUUUUCGGCGCAGCGGGUCAAGCGGUUUCCAUGGCUAUCUUGUCUGGAACGACUUCCGUCCAAGCAGGCGAGCCAAAUAGUGCCCAAUAUGGUAUCGCGGCUGCUGUGUUUUUGUUUGUGUUUAACAGCUUCUUCGCGGUGGGAUGGCUGGGAAUGACUUGGCUCUACCCAGCUGAGAUCACGCCGCUCAGCAUUCGUGCUCCGGCCAACGCCAUCUCCACGACUGCAAACUGGGCGUUCAAUUUCAUGGUCGUGAUGGUGACGCCCGUGGCUUUCGCCAACAUCGGACACCACACCUAUACAAUCUUCGCCGUCAUCAAUGCCUUCAUCGUCCCCUCGGUAUACUACUUCUACCCAGAGACGGCAUAUCGUAGCUUGGAAGAAAUUGACGACGUGUUCCACAAUGUCUCCGGAUUGAAGGGCACGCUGGAUGUGGUCAAAGUGGCUAGGGAGAUGCCGAGACGGUAUGGUAAGAAGGGAGAGUUGUUGAUUGCUUAUGAAGAUACGGAGGGUGGUAGGAGGAGGAGCGUGAGGAGCGAGAAAGCAGAGACGGAGGUGAGAGAGACUUGA